AUGGGGGCCUUCCCGCCUUGUCGCCGUCGAACCUCGCCGCCGCCGUCGCCAAUCUUCGUCCGCAAGCGCUCGAGCCGCCGGUCUCUACCCACAAGCCCUGACGACCUGCGCCACCCCGACACCGAGCCCCCGGAGCCUCGACGACACGCCGCCACCUCGCUUUGGCCCGCGACCGCCGCCCCCGCCUCGUCUCUCGCCCGCGCCCGCAACAAGAACCCCGGACGCCGCGCCAAUCCUUGCCGUUACGACUCACCCUGCAGAUCUGUCUCCGCCGUCGAUCCUAAGCCACCGGUGACCGAGCCGCAGCCGAGCCGAGAUCCGGCCGCCGGAGUCCCUCCGCCCGCAAAUUCGAGGUCCCCAACAACGAAGGCCCGGACCCAGCUCGACACUUCCCUUUCGCCGGUGCCGAGCCUCGUUGAAGACCCAGAUCUGACGCCGCCCUCGCUCCGUGCCGCGACGCUCGCGCCCGAUCCGAUUCUCUCGCCGGACAUCGCGCCCAACAGCCCGAUCCAAACGCCGGAGCUCCUCAUCACGGCCACCCGAGGCCUCCCGCCGUCCCCGCAGCACCCGCCGGGUGAAGCCCGUGAUCCGAGCGCCCCGACGCCGCCGCGACGCAGCCCAGUUUUGAUAGAUGCAGAGAUUGUGAAUUCGCUAAAGCAAGUUCCAAGUCUGCAGAUUCUAUCUGCUUACAUCUGUUGCUUUUUCUCGAAUCCUAUUAGGAACUCGGGUUGGGCCCUUGGACCCGAUCUGAGUAUGGGCGGCGGAUUGCAAUCCCAUGCGUCCAGGCCAUGGACAGAUUAUUGGGCUUAUUGCAUUGAGAUGCUUCAAAGAAAAUUUUGGCUCAGCUCCUAG
Molecule: messenger RNA, 852 nt
Organism: Eucalyptus grandis
Lineage: Eukaryota; Viridiplantae; Streptophyta; Magnoliopsida; Myrtales; Myrtaceae
Product: proline-rich receptor-like protein kinase PERK2
Exons: 3
Coding region: 1-852 (283 amino acids)
Source: RefSeq, a predicted model, not a curated record